Lasiodiplodia theobromae is the source of this 735-nucleotide messenger RNA. RefSeq names its product Twin arginine translocation protein. The transcript has 3 exons. The record is from RefSeq and is a predicted model, not a curated record. NCBI's taxonomy places the organism in Eukaryota, Fungi, Ascomycota, Dothideomycetes, Botryosphaeriales, Botryosphaeriaceae. The coding region runs from base 1 to 735 and encodes 244 amino acids.
AUGUCCGAACAAAAGACACCACCUGACGCCGCUGACAAGUCUGAAAAGCGGCCAUCAGAGCGCGAGGCCAGGGAAAAGGCGUGCACGGGCCCAAAAUCCUUCAUGCAGAUGAGGUCGACUGAGCGUAUUCUCUUCUACUUGAAGGAACAAGGACAAGAGGUCUUCGGACUGAAGAUUUACCGCCUCACCUAUGAAGAUGAUGCAGCCUGGCAGAAGUUCAUGGAUCUACUCAACUCGGAGACCCGCAACAACCUCACACGAGAAAGCGCACUUCCAGAAGGCAAAGAGCUCUUAUCAAUGCUUGACUGGGCGGUGGAAGACAACAAAGAAGUGUGGAAUGGCGCCAGCUUCGAGCAAGUAUUUCGGCAUUUCCAGUACACUCCCGAGACAGCCGGAGUCAUUCAGCGGCGUGCUGCGUGCAUCGCCGUCGAUGCUGAGGCUUUGCAGUCUAUCAUAGACGACAAGAAACGCGCUCAUGCUCUCGAACUACGCAAGGAUGCUCCAUUUGUCAAGGUCCUUGACACCAGGAUCAGGCUGCCCAUGGGAGCCUAUCGCAAUCGUCAAGAGGAGCUGGACCAGAUGGAAAAGAUGGGAGACGAUGCAAUUCCAAAGAAGAUACGAUACAUGAAGGUAGAUCCUUCCAUGUUGCUGCCAGAAUUCUAUGAUAGGCUGCAUUACGGCUUCGACGAAGCCUAUCACCAAGGACCACGCCCUCCGUACAUUUCUCAUUUCUGA